This is a messenger RNA of Jatropha curcas, 1356 nucleotides long. NCBI's taxonomy places the organism in Eukaryota, Viridiplantae, Streptophyta, Magnoliopsida, Malpighiales, Euphorbiaceae. The record is from RefSeq and is a predicted model, not a curated record.
AUUAGAAUGAGGUUUCUCAUUAUAUUUUGUUUCCUCUCCCUCUUCCUUUCAACCUUCCCUUCCUUCAUAUCUCCUCAUUUAUUAUUUCAGGGCUUCAAUUGGGAGUCCAGUAACCAAGCAGGAGGAUGGUACAACUUACUCGAGAACUUAAUUUCUGAUCUUGCUAAUGCUGGAAUUACUCAUGUUUGGCUUCCUCCUCCUUCCCAGUCAGUUUCAUCCCAAGGAUAUUUGCCAGGCAAAUUGUACGAUCUCGAUGCAUCGAAAUACGGAUCCCAGGAUGAAUUGAAAUCACUAAUAGAAGCACUCCAUCAGAAAGGAAUAAAAUCCAUAGCUGAUAUUGUAAUAAACCAUAGAACUGCAGAGAAACAAGAUAGUAGAGGAAUAUAUUGCAUUUUUGAAGGUGGAACUUCUGAUUCUAGACUUGACUGUCCAUCCUCUAUUUGCAGAGAUGAUACAGAAUAUUCUGAUGGACAAGGAAAUCCUGACACUGGAGAAGGCUAUGGACCUGCUCCUGAUAUUGACCAUGUGAACACAACAGUUCAGACAGAGUUAUCAAAUUGGUUAAAUUGGUUAAAAUCUGACAUUGGUUUUGACGGAUGGCGAUUCGAUUUUGUUAAAGGAUAUGCUCCUAGAUUUACAAAGCUUUAUAUGGAAAACACUUCUCCAGAUUUUGCAGUUGGUGAAAAAUGGGAUUCUCUUGCUUAUGGUCAGGAUGGAAAACCUAACCCUAAUCAAGACUCACACAGAGAAGCACUAAAAGAUUGGGUUGAAAAUGCUGGCGGAGUAGUUACAGCAUUUGAUUUUACAACAAAAGGGAUUCUCCAAGUGGCUGUGGAAGGAGAACUGUGGAGAUUGAAAGACUCAAAUGGAAAACCACCAGGAUUUAUUGGAAUUUUACCACAAAAUGCAGUAACUUUUAUCGAUAAUCAUGAUACUGGCUCUACACAAAAAUCUUGGCCUUUCCCUUCAGAUAAAGUCCUUCUUGGCUAUGCUUACAUUCUUACCCAUCCUGGAAUUCCCUCAGUAUUCUAUGAUCAUUUCUUUGAGUGGGGACUGAAAGAAGAGAUUAUUAAAUUGUCAGCAAUCAGGAAGAACAAUGGGAUCAGUCAAACAAGCUCUGUGAAUAUUUUGGCCGCUGAUUCUGAUCUUUAUGUAGCAAAAAUUAAUGAUAUUGUUAUUAUCAAGAUUGGGACAAAGAAUGAUCUUGGAAACUUGAUUCCCCCAGAUUUUCAGGUUGCUGCCUCCGGAAAUGACUAUGCUGUUUGGACCAAAAAGUUAAAAAAAGAAAAAAAAUAAUAAUACAGCCUAUAUUUGAAAGGGCUGUGAGAAUAAACUUGUGAUAUUCGCAAUUUAAUA